This is a messenger RNA of Trifolium pratense (red clover), 826 nucleotides long. RefSeq lists its product as uncharacterized. The record is from RefSeq and is a predicted model, not a curated record. The transcript has 3 exons. Gene Ontology annotation, cellular component: NatC complex. NCBI's taxonomy places the organism in Eukaryota, Viridiplantae, Streptophyta, Magnoliopsida, Fabales, Fabaceae. The coding region runs from base 279 to 620 and encodes 113 amino acids.
UUAUUUUUUAGGCCAAUUCCCUUUUGUACUGUAAAAAAUAAAAUAAACAAAUCGAAGUUAGAGAAACUCAACAACAGUACAGUACACACUCUGGUCGUCCUUCCCUGCGCCGUAACUUCCACGGCCGCCGCUCCCUCGCGCCGCCCUCUUUUCUCAGUUCACAGAUGUUCACAAUGAGGAUACAAAGCUCCCUCUUCUGAUAUUUGGUUGAGGAAAAUUGCUGGCAGAAUCGAACCUAAAUAAAUAUUGCCAUCACUGAGUGAUGUUCAAGUGCUAAGAUGGAACAAGAAGCAGAACAAACUGUUAGAGUUCAUGGAGGGAGCUCAGACAGUUUGGAAUCAGAUCGAGUCAGUAGGGUAAGGAAGCUGCUAUUUCGCCAAAUGUUAGUUGGGAUCAAAGAUGGAAGAUUCUUCUUGGGUAACUUCUAUUGCAUUGACAAGCAAGGAAACAUUAUUCUUCAGGAUACUGUGGAGUAUCGUAGCACUCGACGCCCGUCACCUUCUCCUAUGGAACAGAGGUGCAUUGGUCUUAUUCUUAUUCCUUCUUCUUGUCGCACAUCAUGUCAUGUGGAUUGCUCUAUAGAUGAACAAUUGUCACUUCUAUCGCUUCCUGAAACAUGAGUAAUUUUGGGGGUUUCAUUUGUUCCAUUGAUGAAUUGUCAAUGGAAUCCUUCGAUUUGAUACAUUUAUAAGUCAGGAGCAAUUGGCGAGUUUAUAAUCGUAUUUGUUUGUAUUUACAUUAAUCUUAUACUUUAUCUUGAUAGUAGGUUGUUGUCAUUAACCUUUUGUGUAACCAAAAAUGCAUCUUAAUAACAUUAUUAAUCCCU